AACAAAAACAAAACAAAAUCUGUGCCUGUUUAGGUUUUGAAUUCAUUUUUCUGUCUUGGAUUUGUUUCCGGCUGAGAAGAUGAGCGGAGCAGUGAAGCAGACUUUGGGAAGCGGAGAAGAAAAAAACUCAAGUAACGACCGAUGCAGGCGGCUUAGACUCACUCUACAAGAUCAGCAUCAGUCCGGCUGCACCCUCGGCAACAAGGAGAGCAGCAUAGCAGUAGUGCCACCACAAAAACCAGUAGAGCAGGAAGAAACUCUUGAGCUCAUCGCUCCCAUUGACGAAAAAGUUGAAAUCAUAAAGGUUUACCUUGAAUCCUGUCCAAAGACAGCAGAGAGUAUCAGGAUGCUCACGGACGAGGUGUCGCAGAUUCAGGAGGUGAGGUACUGUCUGAAGACUCUGAGAGAGCAGAUGGCCGCCAGGCAGAUCAGCAACAACAACAAGUGUCCCGCCAAUGGCUUCAGAGUCAAUCUAACCAGCAGCCAACCAGCCGUCUCCAAUGGCAACACUGUUCUCAUUGGCUCUAACGCUCAUGUUGCAGAUAAUCAGGAGGAGAGCGUGAAGCUGAGGGAGGUGACCAAGCGUCUGUAUGCGCAGCUGAAGGACAUGGAGAAGAGGCAUCAGGAGGAGAGGCAGAGGCUGCAGGCAGAGUCCAAUGAGUACCACACUCGUCUGGCCGAGCAGUCGGAGCAGCUGCAGAAGGCCGAGGAGCAGUCGGAGGAGAGAGGUCUGCAGGUGGAGGAGCUGCAGAGGCUGCUGGAAGGCAUGGCGCUCGAGAGCGGCAUCCUCAAAGACAAGAUGGCAGCAGGGGAGGUGGCACUGCUGCAGCUGAAAGCGAGCAGGGAGGAAGGGGAGGAGAGGGAGCAGAGGUGUGCAGUGCUGGAGAAGGAGGUGGCCAUCCUAAAGGAAAAGAUUCACCAUCUUGACGACAUGUUAAAGUGUCAGCAGAGGAAGGUCCGCCACAUGAUCGAACAGCUACAGAACUCACGGACUGUCAUCCAAGAGAGAGAUCGAGUCAUCGGGGACCUGGAGGAGAAGGUGGCUUUCCUGGAAGCUGAGAACAGAGAAAUGCAUGACCACAUGGAGUAUUUCCUGGCCGGCCAGAAUCCUCCUCCCCUGACGUCCACUGAGAACAAGCCAGAGGUGGUUUACAGUAAACCCCUCACACCAACAACACAGACCAACAAAGCCCUGCCAUUCAUCAAAGUCAUUGAGAUCAUGUCCUGAAUGAAGGGUCAACUAAAGGAAUGAUUGGAAGUUUUCAAAAAAUGUAAUACAUAUAUUCAACCACCGUCCAGUUCGCAAAAAAGGUUUGCAUGAAUUAAAAAAGGCAGAUUAAACAGAUCUUAGGUUGACGAAGCUCGAUGAUUGAUUCUAGGAGAGAAAAUGUCUUUAAGAGCUUCCUCAGAGUCAAACUGAAUCUGAACAAGUGUGAAUUCAACCUGCGAUCCAAACAUAGGAGAAAUCUUAAAAAGGAAACAACAGCAGGAGCAGAGCAACGCUGAACUUCUUGGAUGAUUUACUGUACAUAGACACACGUCUGAGCGCUAUGUCAGCGAGUCUUCAAGAGUCAGAGGCAGCAGCAGGAGUUCAAAAAAGUUCCCUGUGUUGUCAAGUUUUCAACUUUAACUUCUCUCGCACGAAGAUUCUUAUAUAAGAUGUUUCGACAGGUCAGUAUAAAAGGUGGGUUUAGAUUAUUAGGGCCCGAACGCUGUGAAACAGCGGAGGACCUAUUGUAAUUUUAACAUUAUUAUUGUAAAAACAGUUAUUAUAUUGUUAAUGUCUCUGUUACACGCAUGUACAAAUAGUCACGUUGUGUUGAAUGUUCUCAGCACUUCUUCGUCAAACAGCAUCGUCGACCACAAUCCUCUGCAUCAGGGUUCAGGGUCACAUUCCUCAGUGCUUUGCAUCCCGUUGCCAAUGAGCAGACAUGCAGUUAGCCGUAAUUUAUGUUUUACUCACUCUCACGUUAGACAGGAAGAAAUUAAUAAUAUUAUUUUUGACGUCUUUAUUAUACUUAGAAAAGAGUUAGCAGAGGCUACGUGUAGAGACAGCAGCGAGUUAGGACUUUAAUAUUUAUCUUUGCUGCCAAGCGCUGCCUCAGCACACUUAUUAUGGACCCUGUUUGUGCUACAAUGUGUAUUUAACAAUAACUGAUGAACUUACCUAUCGACAAUAUUAUUUGUUUGUAUGGACCUUGUUUCUGUGUAAAAUACUUUAUGCUGUAGUAGUGAAUGAGAAUUUUUUAUAAACCAAAUAACCUUUCACUGUGAACCUUGUAGAUAGAUACACUUAAGUUCCGACUGUCUUUUAUUGUAGAUGUUGUUCAUUUUUAU
Molecule: messenger RNA, 2337 nt
Organism: Paralichthys olivaceus (Japanese flounder)
Lineage: Eukaryota; Metazoa; Chordata; Actinopteri; Pleuronectiformes; Paralichthyidae
Gene: tuft1b
Product: tuftelin 1b
Biological process (GO): intracellular signal transduction
Cellular component (GO): intracellular anatomical structure
Source: RefSeq, a predicted model, not a curated record